AUGACGGCCACCUCUGACAACUUCAUGGUCCGAUUCAAACCCCACCACACGAUCCCAAUGGUUGCAAGUCGCUACCUCACCGUUCCAGGCCAUCCUAUUCGUCCCAAGAUAGCGCAUAUGUGGGACAAUCGAAGCAAGAAUGAGCUUUGGUGGCGAGUCAACAUCAACGUUGAACUGGGCAAUUACAAACGAGUGGUUCGAUCUUGGGCUGCACGAAGAGCGCGCAGUGCUUUUCGGCAAGCGUUGGCACACCAUGGGCUUGAUCCAUUGGGACAUCCACUCCCUUCUAUCCCUGAUACUGAACGACCAAAUCCCUUGCUUGGGUCUAUGGAAGUCUUUGUUCGAGAAGGAUCCUUGAAUCAAAGAUAUGAUGUGCUCCAGAACGAUGCGAAUUAUCUUAUGUUGUCAAUCCUCAAUCGGAGGAAACUACGAAAGCAGAAGCAUAAUGAGCAAAAGGCUAGGGAGAAAUCUGGUCAGCCGAGAUCUGGUCAGCCGAAAACUGGUCAGCAGAAGGCUGGUCAACAGAAAGCGGGAGAAAUUUGA
Penicillium waksmanii is the source of this 543-nucleotide messenger RNA. RefSeq lists its product as uncharacterized. Bases 1 to 543 code for a protein of 180 amino acids. The record is from RefSeq and is a predicted model, not a curated record. The transcript has a single exon. NCBI's taxonomy places the organism in Eukaryota, Fungi, Ascomycota, Eurotiomycetes, Eurotiales, Aspergillaceae.